CAUUAUGAAAAUCUCUAUCCUUUUCUUUAAUACAAUGUAUCAUCAUCAUGGAAGUGCUUGUUAUUAUUAAUGAGCAAGAAUCAACCCUUUCUUCAAAAUCUUCGUUUUUUAUAUCCCUGGAAUUUUACCCUCCGGCUAAACAAUGUUAUCCCUCACGCACUUUUUUACCAUUUUUUGUACACAAACGCACAUCUACAUCAACAACUACGCACUUGAUCUCGGUUUGAAAUCAUCAUUUCCAACAGGAAGACGGAGUGAGUUGGCAGCAUCAUUUUGUUUAUAGUUUGCUGUUGUUGUUUCAAAAAUUCUGGAAAAAAUGGGAAAAUUUCGACUCAUUUGUGCCCUAUUUUUGGUGGCCAUUCUUGGUGGUUUGGAUGCUUCGCCAACGCCAAUAUUUUGGCGAAGGAAUUCGACCCCAUCGCACCCACCAUCGACCACCAUCGUCGGUCGGCCUCAUCACCAUUAUCAUCCUCAACCCGUGAUAAGACCCGGACUUCCACAAGCUGUGGCGCAACACCCACAUAUUCACGGUCAGGGGUCGCAUAUUCAUGGUCAAGGGUUGCCAGGUCAUAUUCAUGGCCAGGGCCAUAUCCACUCCAGACCUAAACCACCCUUAGUCGGGGCCCAUCAUGGAACUCGGCGACACGUUCACCACAUUCAUCAGCUUCACGGUUGAGAACAAAAAUGACCAGAUUUUUUCAUAUGAUUUUUUAUGCAUUUAUUUUGAACAAAAUGAUUUAAAACUCUGAUCGGGCUUACUUUUUCAUCACAAAACAAAUAAAUAUUCUUUAAUUUGA
Folsomia candida is the source of this 797-nucleotide messenger RNA. RefSeq lists its product as uncharacterized. The transcript has 3 exons. Lineage: Eukaryota; Metazoa; Arthropoda; Collembola; Entomobryomorpha; Isotomidae. Bases 317 to 676 code for a protein of 119 amino acids. The record is from RefSeq and is a predicted model, not a curated record.